AUGCCAAGCAACUCUCAAUAUAAUGCAACCAGGUAUGUUCAGCUAGAGACUUGGGGGCUUCCUGAGUGGGAGGUGAGGGGCCACACAUGCGUUCAUGUUGUGACAGUGUAUUCCCACGGGAGAGAUAGGACAUAUGCUAGCGAAAAGCUCAUGCAAAGUGUGAUUGGUCGAGUCAAGAAUGGAAAAGCCGAGGUCAGCCUUGGGCCUCUUCAUCGCCUCACUCCGCGGUGUGAUGCCCCGAGUGCGGUUGUUCUUGCAACCGCUAGAGUAGUUGCAGAGACGCGUUCGAAUGAGGUCCACCAAGGGUUUGUAGAGAUCGAUAUGGAUCUUCUUUUUGGCCGUGAACAUUAG
Molecule: messenger RNA, 351 nt
Organism: Penicillium digitatum Pd1
Lineage: Eukaryota; Fungi; Ascomycota; Eurotiomycetes; Eurotiales; Aspergillaceae
Source: RefSeq, a predicted model, not a curated record